Trichobilharzia regenti is the source of this 870-nucleotide messenger RNA. NCBI's taxonomy places the organism in Eukaryota, Metazoa, Platyhelminthes, Trematoda, Strigeidida, Schistosomatidae. The record is from the annotation of a GenBank genome assembly.
CUAAUACACAGUGACCUAAAACCACUGCUUGUGUUUAAGUCUCUUUGAUUGGGUACGGCGGCUUUUACAGAUUAACUCGUGUCUUGGUGCAGGAAUGGCAGAGAAAAAGCCUGACGUCUCUCAGCUGCCGACUAGGAAUUGGGUACGAAUUACGCUAACUGCUGCAAGUGUCAAGCCGCUUGAGCAAGUUUCUAAUGAUCUGAUCAAGAGAGCUAAGGAUCAAAAUCUCAAAGUAAAGGGCCCUGUUCGAAUGCCAACCAAGGUUUUACGAAUUACUACUCGAAAAACACCUUGUGGUGAAGGUUCAAAGACAUGGGACAGGUUCCAGUUAAGAAUUCACAAGCGUGUGAUCGAUCUGCUCUCCACAGAUGAAGCUACACAGCAGUUGAAGCACAUAUAUUUGGAACCAGGUGUUAACUGUGAUGUUAAAGUAGCUGGGGAUUUGUAAUUGUGAAUAAAUUAUUCUGACUGGCUUCGUGUUGCAAUGUUGUGCCUUUAAAAUGGAAUCUAAUAUUCUCCUAGUGAGACACAAAGUAUGCUGUUUGUUAACAAUCCUUUGACGUUUUUGUUGGAAUUGUGGAUAAUAUUAACAUAUUACGAAUCUUGGUAUAACAUUCAGAAACUCGGUUUGAAUAUCAGUUCGCAUAAUGAAGUAACUUUGAUUUUAAUCGGAACUAAUUUUCAUCAUGAUAACAUGGUACUUCGAAUAGCUACCACAUUGUCACCGUUCUAUUUAAAGAAGUGUUCACCACUUAGCUGAGAUCAUUGUGAAUUAACUCAGACAGUAAGCUUAUUAUAGAUCUAUAUAUGUUAUUGCCUCUCCACCCCUGUCAUCGUCAGCAUGACAUGUUGACAAUGUUUGACUAGGCU